Molecule: messenger RNA, 309 nt
Organism: Aspergillus oryzae RIB40
Lineage: Eukaryota; Fungi; Ascomycota; Eurotiomycetes; Eurotiales; Aspergillaceae
Exons: 4
Coding region: 1-309 (102 amino acids)
Source: RefSeq, a predicted model, not a curated record
AUGAUCAGGGCGUGCUUUUGUGAAAUUUUUAAAGAACCAGAAGACGAAAUAUAUGUGUCCUCCAUCGCUGAACAAAAAAAACCUACAUUGAGCUCAAUUCAACAACACCUAGCAUUCUACACCUUUCCGUCUCCAAGAAACACUCCUUUGUAUGGGAAUAUAAUCCCAGAUUUGCUGAUGGCGCCUUUGACCUGCCUCUUUGGACUUGAUAUCGACAAUUUCAGCUCGCCAGAUGGCCUCUUGGCCAAGACCGAGCUCAACCUUCCCGUUUUGGGAGAAGAAAUGCACAGGUCAAUUCUUCCUGUGUGA